Molecule: messenger RNA, 753 nt
Organism: Brugia malayi
Lineage: Eukaryota; Metazoa; Nematoda; Chromadorea; Rhabditida; Onchocercidae
Exons: 7
Coding region: 1-753 (250 amino acids)
Biological process (GO): GDP-mannose biosynthetic process; protein N-linked glycosylation; mannose metabolic process
Cellular component (GO): cytosol
Molecular function (GO): phosphomannomutase activity
Source: RefSeq, a predicted model, not a curated record
AUGAAUGAAUCGAAAGGAACCACAAUUCUUCUUUUUGAUGUUGAUGGUACUCUAACAUUACCACGUCAGAAGUUGGAUCAAGAAAUGAGCAAUUUCAUGAUGGAAGUGCACAAAGCAGUACCUUUAGCAGUAGUGAGCGGUUCUGAUCUACCAAAAGUAGUCGAGCAGUUGGGAGAAAGCCUGGAGGAUGUUCUGAACCGUUUUGAUUAUGUGUUCAGCGAAAAUGGGCUUGUAAGUGUCAGUAGAGGGACUACAUUUCCCGUGCAGUCAAUAAAACAUCUUCUUGGUGAAAAGCGACUGAAAGAACUCAUCAAUUUCACGUUACGAGAAUUUUCAAAAAUUGAUUUGCCUAUUAAACGUGGAAAUUUUAUUGAAUUUCGAAAUGGAAUGUUAAAUCUCUCACCAAUAGGCCGAAGUUGUACCCAAGAAGAGCGACUGCAAUUUGUAGUAUAUGAUGAAAAACAUGGUGUGCGUAAAGAAUUUGUUAGGAAACUUGAAAAUUUCACGGAAGGAUGGAAUCUCAAUAUUCGUAUAGGUGGCCAGAUCAGUAUCGACGUAUUUCCGUAUGGUUGGGACAAAAGGUAUUGUUUACAGUUUCUGGAUGAUUUCCACACCAUUCACUUUUUUGGCGAUAAAACUGCACCGGGAGGUAAUGACUAUGAUCUGUUUAUUGAUCCUAGAACUACUGGAUAUACCGUCAAAGAUCCUAAAGACACGAGGGAACAAGUCCGCAAGCUGUUGGAAACUCUCUGA